Molecule: messenger RNA, 907 nt
Organism: Momordica charantia (bitter melon)
Lineage: Eukaryota; Viridiplantae; Streptophyta; Magnoliopsida; Cucurbitales; Cucurbitaceae
Source: RefSeq, a predicted model, not a curated record
AUGGAGAGAAGAUGGUGUACUGAGUGCUGGAAGGGGCUGUCUUGGCUGGCGUUUAAGGACUUGUGGGAUUUUGUGAAGCUUUCCAUUGCUUCGGCCGUUAUGCUGUGCUUGGAGAUCUGGUACUUUAUGACCAUUAUUGUCCUUACUGGACAUCUUGAUGACCCCAUCAUUGCUGUGGGUUCCCUCUCCAUAUGCAUGAAUCUAAAUGGAUGGGAAGGCAUGUUGUUUAUAGGAAUCAAUGCAGCCAUAAGUGUUCGUGUGUCGAACGAACUUGGAUUGGGGCAUCCAAGAGCUGCAAAGUACUCCGUCAUUAUCACCAUUGUCCAAUCGCUAUGCAUUGGGCUUUUUUUCGGAGCAAUUAUCCUGGUGACAAAAAACUACUUUGCGGUCAUCUUUACCGACAGCAAAGAAAUGCAAGAGGCUGUUUCUCGCUUAGCUUUCCUGUUGUGUAUAACAAUGGUGCUCAACAGCGUUCAACCAGUGAUAUCAGGUGUGGCUGUUGGAGGAGGUUGGCAAGCUUUGGUGGCUUACAUUAACUUGUUUUCUUAUUAUGUUGUUGGCCUUCCUUUUGGGUUUCUUCUUGGAUACAAAACAAGUUUAAGAGUGGAGGGAAUUUGGAUUGGUAUGAUAUGUGGGACAUUCUUGCAGACAAUGAUUCUCUUGUUUAUUGUUUAUAAAACCAAUUGGAACAAGGAGGUAGAACAGACCUCAGAAAGAAUGAAAAGGUGGAUGGGGAAGGAUGCACUACCAUCUGAUCCAACAUGAAGAUAUUGGCUCUUUAACCUUUGGAAGAGCCAAUUUAAAUUCAGACAUUUUUUUUAGUUUAAUAAUUAUAGGAACGAGAGAUUCGAUCAUUGAUAUUAAUAUCAGUAAUAGAUGUCUAUUUAAACUAGGUUUCCAAUUGAAA